Molecule: messenger RNA, 1462 nt
Organism: Lycium barbarum (goji berry)
Lineage: Eukaryota; Viridiplantae; Streptophyta; Magnoliopsida; Solanales; Solanaceae
Product: AT-hook motif nuclear-localized protein 8-like
Exons: 7
Coding region: 243-1196 (317 amino acids)
Molecular function (GO): minor groove of adenine-thymine-rich DNA binding
Source: RefSeq, a predicted model, not a curated record
AUGUUUUUCCCGAAUUGUAGAAACUCGUGUUGAUUUUCCUAAGCAUCUUAACAACUAAAUUGUAGCCAAACUAUCCUUGCUUGAACGGAAAAAGAGAGAUUAUUCGGAAAGCUUUUAAUUCUUAUAUAUCCAUUCCACUCGAUAACACCUCGAUACUGUCACAACACUUUUCUUUUGGUGAAUCUUAAAUAAUUCAACCCUGUUGAAACAUAAAUCAGCCCUUGUUGAAAAAAAAAAAAGUAAUGGAAGGGAGUAUUAACGAUCGCACAUGGGUACUUGCCCUUGAGGCACCUUCUUUAUCUCCUGUAAAGCCCAACCGCGCUCGAAAAGCGAAGUCUUAUCCUGAAGUUGUGGGUCAUACAGAUUCCGCUGUUGGUGGUAGUGAUAGUGGUGGUGCUGUUGCUGGUGCUGCUGGUGAUAAUGGUGUUGCUUCUUCACAAAACCCGUCGAAGAAGCGCCGUGGUAGGCCAUCGGGCACGGGAAAGAAGCAGCAACAAGAAGCUUCAGAUUCUACUGCUGUUGGUGGUGAUAAUGGUGCUUUGUCGGAAAACCCUUCUAAGAAGGCCUGUCGUAGGUCCCUGGGCUCCGGAAAGAAGCAGCAGCAAGAAGCUUUAGGUGUCGUUGGAUUUGGCUUUACACCGCAUCUUAUCACUGUGAACGCCGGGAAGGACAUAGCGUCAAUGAUAAUGACUUUUUUGCUGCAAGUACCACAGGCAGUUUGUAUUCUCUCCGCAACUGGAGUUAUAUGUAAUGUUACCCUCCGGCAACCUUCAAUGGAUGGUGGCAGUGUGACUUAUGAGGGUCUAUUUGAAAUCAUCUCAUUAUCGGGUUCAUUCUUGCUGUCAGAAAUUAAUGGUAGCCGUAGAAGAAAAGGUUGUCUAAGCGUGUCAGUGGCUGGACCAGAUGGUAGAGUUUUGGGCGGUGGAGUUGCCGGAAUGCUUGUGGCUGCCACUCCAGUACAGGUAGUUGUGGCCAGCUUCAUUGCGGAAGAGGAAAAGCCUAAGUCUGAGGCACCAUCUUCAAUUCCGCCUCCAAAUAUGUUGAAUUUUGGUGCACCGGUAACCGAGGCGAGCUCUCCUUCCCCGGGUGCCUCAAGCGACUCAUCCGAUGAGAACGGUGGUAGUCCUCUCAGCCACGAACGGAUACCUUUUGGUAAUGUUUCUCAACCGAUGCACGGGAUGCCAACAACAUAUUAGGGCCAAACAAUGUGAAAAAGCUUCUUUAAACUGACAUGAUGCGACUGAGUAGGCUCAAAUUUUAGGCGUUAGAUCGAUUUCAUGACUUAAGCUUGCUUAUAUUUUUUUUGUCUCUUUUCGUUAGCUUUUGUCUACCCUAAGUCUUAGACUCUUAGUAUAUGUUAGGUGACCUUUGGUUGAGUAUCAUUUUAUUUUCAGAUUAACAAACCUUUUUAUUUGUAACUUUCUUAUGGAUUAGGUCUUAAUGCAAUUACCCCUUUCUGCCA